AUGGAGUUUUCGGAUAUCCAUGUUUGCAAGGCGACAGCAUCAGUAGGGUCGGGUUUCCUCCUUUCUCCAUGUAUUAAGCAAGAGUAUGGGGUGGACUAUGAGGAGACUUUUGCUCCGGUAGCCAAGAUGACUACAGUGCGUACGGUUAUUUCUAUUGCUGCUUCACAAGGCCGGCCACUUCAUCAAAUGGACGUCAAAAACACAUUUCCUCAUGGUGAUCUCAAAGAGGAAAUUUAUAUGGCCCUCCCUCCUGGUUUUUCCUCCUCCUCUUCUUCGGAUGUAUGUAAGUUGAAGCGAUCUCUCUAUGGGCUGAAACAGGCUCCCCAAGCAUGGUUUGACAAGUUUCAAACUACCUUGCUUCAGUUUUCCUUUCAGCAAAGCCAAUAUGACUCUUCUUUAUUCCUUUGCAAGACAUCUGUUGGUAUUGUUCUUCUUUUGGUUUAUGUUGAUGAUAUUGUUAUCACUGGGACCAAUUUUGCUUUGAUUGAUCAUCUCCACCAGCAUCUUCACGCCUCUUUUCAUAUGAAGGAUCUUGGUCCUCUUAAGUACUUCUUGGGAUUGGAAGUUUACACUGCUCCUUCAGGCAUCUUCCUAAAUCAACAUAAGUAUACACAGGAUUUAAUUACUUUGGCUGGUCUUCAGGAUACUUCUUCUGUGGAUACUCCUCUAGAAAUUAACACAAAGUAUCGUCAUGAGGAGGGUGAUCUCCUUUCUCAUCCUACUGUGUAUCACCAUCUGGUGGGUAGCUUGAACUAUUUGACUAUUACUCGGCCUGAUAUUUCCUUUGCUAUCCAGCAAGUUAGCCAUUUUAUGCAGACUCCACGCCAUUUACACUUAGCUGUCGUUCGUCGUAUCAUUCGAUAUCUUCGAGGGUCCCCUAGCCGUGGAUUAUUCUUUGUUGCAGGCUCUCCUCUUCGUCUCGUUGCUUAUAGUGAUGUUGAUUGGGUCGGUUGUCCUGAUACUCGCCAUUCUGUCACGGGCUGGUGCCUCUUCCUUGGAUAUUCUUUGAUUUCUUGGAAGAGUAAAAAGCACGCUCGUGUUUCGAAAUCUUCAACUGAAUCUGAAUACCGUGCGAUGUCUGCUGCUUGUUCUGAGAUUACUUGA
Messenger RNA from Malania oleifera, 1104 nucleotides. RefSeq lists its product as uncharacterized. The transcript is spliced from 2 exons. NCBI's taxonomy places the organism in Eukaryota, Viridiplantae, Streptophyta, Magnoliopsida, Santalales, Ximeniaceae. The coding region runs from base 1 to 1104 and encodes 367 amino acids. The record is from RefSeq and is a predicted model, not a curated record.